Molecule: messenger RNA, 2580 nt
Organism: Cavenderia fasciculata
Lineage: Eukaryota; Evosea; Eumycetozoa; Acytosteliales; Cavenderiaceae
Exons: 3
Coding region: 1-2580 (859 amino acids)
Biological process (GO): proteolysis
Molecular function (GO): dipeptidase activity; metallopeptidase activity
Source: RefSeq, a predicted model, not a curated record
AUGAUACAAAAAGAUAGUUAUCAAAUUGAAGAAAUAUCACAUGACAAGGUGAUCAAACCAUUGGAAGAAUGGAUGAAACAUCAAAUAAAGGAGAAAGGUGUACCUGCAUUUGCAUUGACAGUGACCAACAGAACAACACCAUUAUUUAGCAACAUCUAUCACCAUCCAAACAUCAAGACACCAUUACUGUCACCCACAAAGUCGCUGUUCAAGGUUGCAUCGGUCAGUAAGCUGUUCACCUAUGUUGCACUGCUUCAGUUGGUCGAACAAGGUAAAAUCAAUCUCAACGAUCCAAUCACAAAAUACAUCCCUGGCUUUAAAGUAAAGAAUCCACCAACUAGACCAGAUUCCGAUGAUCUUUACAAAACUAUCACUGUAUUUAAUUUGAUUAGACAUACUAGUGGAUUAAUAAGAGAACCAAUUGGAGGUAAUUAUUUUAAUUAUCAACAAUGUAAUCUUGAAGAAUUGGUCAUAUCAAUGAAUCAAUCUACAUUGGUCUCUGUUCCAGGUACAACUUACAAAUAUUCAAAUGCUGCUGUUGCAAUGGCUGUAUUUGCAUCAGGAAUAUCAUUUGAAGAAUAUUUGGAAAAGAAUGUAUUUGAAAAGAUUGGAAUGAAUGAUUCAACAUUUAGAGACAUUCAUAAUAAUACAAGAUGUGAAAAGGAGGAUCAGGUUAGAUUGACAGUUGGCCAUCAAUGGAGAUACUGGGAUGAGACAAAGACGGAUACGGGAGUGUUUCAAGAGGCUCCAUUGACUCAUUUUGGAAUGUUCCCUGCCGGAUGUCUAAAGACUACACUACCAGACAUUCAAAAGUUUCUACGUGUCAUUUUGAACAAUGGUAGUCCUUUGUUGAAAGAGUCUACAUAUUUGUUGAUGAUCACUCCACAGCCACUCGACAAACCACUCACUGAACCAAGACAGACGUUAAAGUACGCACCGUCACCAUACGGAGACGAGCACGGACUGGGUGCUGACGUAUCACCCCUUUUCAACUUGUUACAGGUGCGUCAUGGAGGUGCUAUCAAUGGGUUUGCAAGUGACUUUAGAGUGAUUCCAGAGCUUGGUAUUGGAUUCUAUGGUGUGACUACACUGGACUGUGCCAACACGAUCACGUACAACAUGGUAGAGUAUUUUGUACAUUUACUUAUUAUGGCCAAGCCACCUAGCCAUUUGCCACAUCUUGAUAUGGUGGCAGUCAAGCGAUGCGGGGAUUUGGUCGAGUCGAGCUUGUUGGCCAAACCGCUGACCGAGCAAGAGACUAACCAGGUGGUCGGUGUCUACAAAUACAACGACACCAACUCGGUCGACUCUAAUGUACUGCGCGACACUAACCGAUACACCGUCUACCCUGAAUACGACGGCAACGUGUAUUUACGAACACAAUUUAUCAACAAGCUCGCCACCAUCCACAACAGUGUCACACAAGCUGCAGACGGUACCAUUCCAAUCGUGACCAACGAUAGAUUGUCCUAUCUACAAGUACUCAAUGUUAAAUUGGCCCAGGAUGGUGGUCACCUCGUCAAUGAUGGUGUCUUUAAAAAGUCAAAGGAGGAUACACAGCGAUAUCCACUGCUCUACCAGCCAUACUACCCACUACCGUCCCCUUCGACACCCCCACCUCACGCCAACACACUCUUUGAGAGUUUGUGCGGACACUAUCAUGCUCAAGACCAAAUCGUGUUGGUGUUUGAAGAGGAUGGAAUGUUGUCAAUGUGUAUCGAGUGGUUCUUUAUCUACCACCUCUACAUCAAGAACCAGUAUGAGGAUCGCAUCGAGUUCCAGCUGGCUACAGACUGCAUGUACAAUGACGAGCCUGUCACUAUCUACUUUGACACCUCUCUCAAUGCCGCUGGCGACAAAGUAUACCGUCCCAAACUAUUCUCACUUGCCGGUAUCCCAUUUGUCUACCAUAUAACCGGUCCAAUCCCCGGUCAAAUCCAAGAGGGUGUAGAGAAAGAGUCGGUCGUCAAAGCUAUCGUAGCUAAAUCAGUCAGUGUACCAUGUCCACACCCACAACCACCAACCAAUGAGUUGGUAGAUCUCUCCACCCUCCAUCCCACACUAAAGAUUGAUGUAAAGUAUGCUACAAGUGAUAACUUUGCCGGUGUCCAAUUCUACCCCAUUGCCAAAGCAUUCUUGCACCGCAAGUCUGCCGAAUCACUGGUGCGUGCACAUCAAUGGCUUGAACAGUGGGGAUUGGGUAUCGUAGUAUUUGACGCCUACCGUCCUUGGAAUGUGACGUGGGCCAUGAGCGAGUCGGUCAAGCAAGAGUACCGCGGAUUAUAUGUUGCCGACCCCGCCAAGGGAUCAGUACACAACCGUGGUGGUGCAGCCGACAUCUCCCUCUAUGACCUCAAGACAGGUCAAAUCAUCCAAAUGCCCGGUGAAUAUGACGAGUUUUCAGUCCGUUCACAUCGAUCCUAUUUCGGUGGCACUACCCGCCAAAGAUGGUCCAAAAAACUAUUGACCAUUGCCAUGAUGAAUCAUGGAUUCCUUCCCUACCCACAAGAAUGGUGGCAUUUUGAUUUUACAGAAUCAUUCCCAGUUUUAAAUGUUCAAUUUAAAGAUUUAAUCAAAUAA